CUUUUCUCCUUUGCUCAGCAAUUACCAUCAGCCAACCGUGCAAACCUGAAUAGUGUUUAUGUCAUCUAAAGCACAGAUUGAUAUAGAAAACAGUUUCAUUGACGGCAACCCAAAAAGUCAGCAGGGACAUUAUAGAUACACGGAGUUCAGUAUGAACCAGCAACGAGAGCUACUUUCGCAGAUGCAACAACAUCAGCAACAACAGUUACAACAGCAACAACAGCAGCAACAACAACUACAACAGCAACAGCAACAACAUGUUCAGCAUCUGCAGCUCCAAGGGCAACCACUUCCUCAACCUCGUCAACCAGGAGGCGUUAGAGCUAAUAGUGGAAACCAGAUUCCUUAUCCUUUGCAGACAACCAACAGUUCUCCAUCAUCUUCUUCCGUAUCUGGUUCCCAGCCCUCAUCGCCCAAUGGCUCCAUGACUUCAUUGCAGCCCCCAUCACCAGCCAAGGCAAAUACCAACACAUUUGUCCACAAGUUGCACAACAUGGUGGUCGACAAGCAGUAUCAGCACUUGAUCGCGUGGAAUUACACAGGGACAUCGUUUAUCGUCUGCAACAUUAUGGAAUUCUCCAGAGAUGUCUUACCCAAACACUUCAAGCACAAUAACUUUUCCAGUUUUGUGAGACAGCUCAAUAUGUACGGCUUUCACAAAGUCAACAAGUCACCUCGAGGGCAUCGCACACUCGCAGAAAAUCAAAUUUGGGAAUUUUCACACCAAAAGUUCUUGAGGGGAAGACAGGAUCUGCUGGAUGAUAUUAAGCGUAAGGCUAUGGAAUCAGAUUCAAUGAGGAGAGACGGAGGUGAUUUGCCUGCACAUAUGGCAAUGAUUCAGGCAUCGCAAGCAGAGUUGCUUCAGCAUGUGAAUCAGUUGCAGGAGAACUUUGGAGAAGUCGUACGGGAGUUAGCAGAAACUCGUCGCAAGCAGCAGGCUCAGCAGCAAUUACUAAAGAGUUUACUGGAUUAUAUCCAAAGAACUUCAGGAGGACAACCGCUACCACCAGAGCUCACAUUUGAGCACUAUGAAGUCAAACCAGAGCCAGAAAGGCCGCCUAUCUAUAUCACAGCCCCUGAAAAUUCGACUCAACAGAUGUAUCAAAACAUGAUGUUCAAUACCAUUGGUGGCAACAAUGACGGAUCAGCACAGGGUCCUCGUCGACCUCAGUCUCCGUUAACUAUCCAGACAUCUAUGGGCGGAGGUACACCUCAGUCGCCACAGAAUGCACCAUUAUCACCUCACCACUCACCUUUGUCCCCACAUCAGUCACCCAACUCGCCUUUGUCGCCUUCAUUUUCGAUGCAGAACCUAGGCCUGGGCAUGAACGGAGGUAGUACUAAUAGUAGUAAUAGUUCUGGGAUUCUUAGUGUCAAUGAUUCGAAUCAGGUCAACAAUGCUUCCAGGAACAACCCGAAUCAGCGGACACCGUCCAUUAACGCGCAGAUCCCAUCUUUUUACACCACAGCUACAGGGCUACUACCACAUGCGCCACAGUCUCCAAACACUCUGACAGCUUAUACAAGCGCAGUAAAUACUCCUCUGCCGCCCAGUCCCUCCCCAGGAUCACCCAUGGCGUCGAUGAUCUCGGAUAACGAUAUGGAGUCAAGUUCAUCUUUGUACUGUCCUAGUCCUGGGGGACCUAAUACUGGCCUUAACAAUCGAGGGAGCGAGUAUGCUGGCAGUGAAUACGCUGGAAGCGAGUAUGGUGGCGAUGAUGGAAGCCACUUCUUUAUGUCGGCAUAAGGGAACAAAACAAACAAACAAACAAACAAGAAAGAUAUCAAUAACAC
Lobosporangium transversale is the source of this 1794-nucleotide messenger RNA. Its product is annotated as HSF-type DNA-binding-domain-containing protein. Gene Ontology annotation, molecular function: DNA-binding transcription factor activity; sequence-specific DNA binding. The transcript is spliced from 6 exons. The coding region runs from base 59 to 1747 and encodes 562 amino acids. NCBI's taxonomy places the organism in Eukaryota, Fungi, Mortierellomycota, Mortierellomycetes, Mortierellales, Mortierellaceae. Gene Ontology annotation, biological process: regulation of DNA-templated transcription. The record is from RefSeq and is a predicted model, not a curated record.